Molecule: messenger RNA, 1380 nt
Organism: Fusarium vanettenii 77-13-4
Lineage: Eukaryota; Fungi; Ascomycota; Sordariomycetes; Hypocreales; Nectriaceae
Exons: 4
Coding region: 1-1380 (459 amino acids)
Biological process (GO): secondary metabolite biosynthetic process
Molecular function (GO): FAD binding; monooxygenase activity
Source: RefSeq, a predicted model, not a curated record
AUGGGCGAAAACGUUGCUCCUGAAUUCGAUGUCGCCUCCAUGCCCCGGUAUCCUCCAAGCGGAGUAUCAGUUCUGGUUGUCGGUGGCGGCAUCGCUGGACUAGGCUUCGCCAUCGAAGCCUACCGGAAGGGUCACGAAGUGAAAAUCAUCGAGCGUCGUCCAGACUUUCACGAUUAUGGUGACCUUAUCGCAAUUCAGGAGUCUGCACUUCACAGCCCGAGCCAUUGGCCAGGCUUUCUGGAGACGUGCCGCAAUUCUCCAUUCCCUGGAACUGGCCAUGUUCACAAGUAUGAUGGGACAUUCCUCGGUACCCUCAAGUUUCCUCUUUCCUUGGCCAGGUCUACGUUCCAUAACCUGCUCCAUAAUUACACCGAGAAGCUUGGAAUCGAGAUCAAGUUGUCGACCCUAGUCACCGACUACUUCGAAACAGAUGAGCAUGCAGGCAUUGUCCUCGAAGAUGGCAGCAAGCUCACGGCGGACAUUGUAGUCGCAGCUGAUGGAAUUGGUUCUAAGUCUUGGAACUUAGUCUCGGGUUAUAAGGAAAAGGCUAUUAGCUCUGGCUUUGCCCUCUUCCGGACCACAUAUCCGGUUGAGCGGGCACUUGAGAACCCUAUAGUUGCCGAAAGGUAUAAGGAACUUGGUGAGAGGGCUGAGCUCUACAUUGGACCGGGAGCACAUAUGAUUGCCGCAAAAUCGGAGAAGGACAUGGUGUUUAUGCUUACACAUAAGGAUAAUGGCAGCGCAGAAGAGGAGUGGACUAAGGAGACCCCGGUCGAGAAUGCCCUGCCUUAUGUCGAGGGGUGGGCGCCGCAUGUGUCUGAGCUUAUUAAAGCUGCUCCUAAUGGCAAGGCAGUUGACUUUAAGCUCAUGUGGCGCAACCCCCGGGAGAAAUGGGCGUCCCCUAAUGCCCGAGUCAUCCAGAUUGGCGAUGCGGCGCAUACCUUCCUCCCAACUUCUGCUAGCGGAGCUACGAUGGCACUCGAGGACGCGUUCUCCCUUGCUGCGUGCUUGCAGCUCUCGGGGAAGAGUAAUGCCCCCCUUGCAGUAAGGAUCCACAACCACCUCAGGGCUGAGCGAGUUGCCUGUGCGCAAAGAAUGGGGUUUAAAACCCGCGAGCUCUACCACAACACCGACUGGUCAGUCAUGGACAAGGAUCCUGCACGGCUCCUCCGAAUGGUCGGCUCAUGGGUGAUAAGCCAUGACCCUGAGAAGUACGUCUAUGAUAACUAUGGCAACUGUGCCAAUCACAUCGUUGCGGGGGCACCCUUUAAGAACACUAAUGCCGUCCCGGGAUAUACGUACAAGCCCUGGACGGUCCAGGAGCUCCUAGCGUAUGCGGACCGAGGCGAAUCAAUCGCUGAUGAGGGAGACUGGUCAUGA